AUGGCAGCUGAUCAACUUCACAUUCACUUGAUAUCUCUCAAACAAGGCAAGACGACCCAAGAUGUGAUGCGGUCGAUCAUCGAGACCCCCAUGAUCAGAGGCAAACCUCAUGGCUGGAUCCAUCAACCGCAUUCCCUCAACAAGAAUCAAUUGCUCCAGCAUGACUGGAAUCUGUUUCUCGUGACCAGAGAGCCAAAAUUGCCAAACGCAGCGCUAGAACACAUUGAAGCUCACCUUCGAAUUCCCUUCUUUAUACCAAAGGACCGGUUUGAGCAGCUUCGGUCAACUCUGACAUCUCAGCCCAAGGCUUCUGAUAAAACGCCUCCACUACCACAAGAGUGGCAGGGUGGGGGUAUCCCAGCAUCCGCCAUUACCAACCCAAAGAAUGGGCUGCUUGGAUGUGGCGAGCUUCGUCUUGAUCCAUCUAUGGCUGAUUUUCUGUCCAACGCGUUGCCUUCUGAGCUUGCCAACAAGCCAGUCAGUCUCUUCAACUUGUUCAAGUACAAAGGAAGCAGUGCUAUCCACGACGACUAUAUGGAAGACUUCAAGAAAGGCUUCGGUAACUCGGCUGGAGCGACAGUACGCUUCAUGGGCCCGGUAGACGGAGCUUUGAUAUCCUCGGAUGGCAGUCGUGCUGAACGCUGCUGGGAUGAUGUAAAUCUCGUUCAGUAUGACACCAUCUGGCAUUAUGCGUACAUGUUGUCGACAGAUCUGUAUGCUCCGAUGAACAAGAAGAAAGUCUCUGGUCUGGAUGAUACGUGUAUUCUUUGUGUAAGCGAGAUAGAACUUUGGAAGUAG
Aureobasidium musti is the source of this 798-nucleotide messenger RNA. NCBI's taxonomy places the organism in Eukaryota, Fungi, Ascomycota, Dothideomycetes, Dothideales, Saccotheciaceae. The record is from the annotation of a GenBank genome assembly.